AUGAGCAAUAUUCGCCAACCAAAUGAUCUAUAAUUUAUUAAGAGAAAGUCACCUUAUAUAUUACAGGAAAUACCAUAAAAGCUCGUCAAAAUAUCAAUGAUGUCUCAAACUUAAUUUAAAGACUUUCUUGAAUCUUUAUCGCUCAAUUUCACUCAACUUAGUCAUAAUCUAUAACAAAUGCUCACUCUAUAUAAUGUUCAAAUAUUUCAUGAAAAUGAUGAUGAUUAGCUCUUGACUGACAGCGAUACUGAUACAUUCACCAAAUUCUAGAGAGACUGGCUCAUUAAAACCAUCUGUAAAGUUGGAAUCAAUCAUCAAUUCUGGCCUGAAAUUGCAUAAGUCUUAAACAAAUCUCUUUAAGAAGUCAAAGCCUUUUGGAUUAAUCUGCAAGAUAAUUGGACCAACGAUUUAGACAACAAGUUGACCCACUUUCGAAAUUAGUAGCUAAAUUGGCUAGAAAUAGCUUUAAGACUCGACAAGAACAAAAUGAACUGCAAACAUAGAUGGAAUAAUGUACUGGAUCCUAAUUUAUGCAAAAGUCCUUUCACCAUUCAAGAUGACAUUCUAUUACUCCAAAAAGCCAUUUAAUUAAGUUUUGAUUGGAAGAAAAUAUCAAAGAUUAUAUAACCAAAAAGGAGUCAAACAGAUCUAAUUUCUAGAUUUAUCAUAUUAUAAUCACAAUACAACAAUAUUGAUAAUCUCAUCCAAAGAGUUCAAUUUACGAUUGCUCAACUCCCUAAAUACGAUAAAAAUUCCAUGCGGAUUCUGCCUCAAAAAUAAUCAAAGAAGAUCUAGAAGACUGUUGUAGAAUAUGAAACACUCUCUAUUCUAGAUCUUAAUUUACUUGACGCUAUGUCAUUAUAAUUUUGUUUAGUAAAGCAGGAUUAAAUAUUCUUCGUUACUCUUGAAUACAUGCAAUAGUUAGUUAAUUUGAAGUUAAAUUAAAGAAAACUCUUAUAAUUUAUCAAAUGA
Paramecium octaurelia is the source of this 972-nucleotide messenger RNA. Lineage: Eukaryota; Ciliophora; Oligohymenophorea; Peniculida; Parameciidae. The record is from the annotation of a GenBank genome assembly.